UUGUAACUGAUGUUACAGUAGAGAGUCCAAGCUUUUGGUGGUGUACCACAGCGCCUUGUGAGCUUUGUUAUUGAUUUAGUAAUGUCCAUGGGUCCAAUAGCUCAGGGAACAUUGAGCAAUACCUGUCUUCCAUUAAAGGGACUUAAACUCCCAGUGCUUUAGCUCGUCCACCCUUCAUUGACCAAUCAGCACCCAUGCUUUUAGGAGCACUCCUGUGGACUGCACUGGGUAAACACAAGUGUCUGCCUCAGUGUUUGUCAAUGCCAGUUGCCUAACCAUUUAUCAGAAGUCAGUAAGCAUCUGGGCAGCUGGGAUCUGUUUGACCUGAGCGUGCAUUAGAUGUCACAGUUUCUACUGUCAAGAUUCCUCCUUUCCUCAUCUCUGUUCAGCUGUGUGAUCCCAUGUUGAGAGCUUAUGGUGCAAUUUUGCCCCCACAGAGUAAAACUGCAAGCAUGGAGGUGAAACACCCCCACCCUAUUUCCUUGGGGUCCCCUCCUCCCUUCUUGUCUCCCUCCUCAGGGGACAUCAUUCCCCUAGCACGGGCGGGACUGGAGAUUGAGUCUAGGGGCAAGGCGAGGGGAGAUCCUAUGAAGAAACACUGGGGAGAGAGAGGGGAGGAGUAAAAAUACUGCUCUGCACACUGUAUAUGCCAGCAUAGUUAAUUAGUGUUGAGCAGACCGGUGAAGAAGAGGUUCGAGGCUGCAGUUCAUGGGAUCAGUAGAUGUAAUUUGACUUUUACCUGUGCUUCAUGUGCAAUUGAUCUGCUGAGGCACUCCCUGCAGAAGCAAGCUGGAAGAAAAGCACUUUUGACAGCCUUCUUGUUUCUGUGCCUGAACUUGGACCAGUCAUAUCUACGCAGAGUCAUUCUAACAGAAGUUGUCAACAUGCUGGAGCAGGUUCUGUCAUUUGGCCGCUCCCUGGUGCGCAGAAAAGUUGUCGACCUGAGCAGCCUGGAGGACUCUAAGCUGUGCCGCUGCCUGGGAACUGUCGACCUAAUUGCACUGGGAGUGGGCAGCACUCUGGGCGCCGGUGUCUACGUGCUGGCCGGUGAAGUGGCCAAGGGAGACUCUGGUCCCAGCAUUGUCAUCUCGUUUCUGAUUGCUGCCCUAGCCUCCGUCAUGGCCGGUCUGUGUUAUGCUGAGUUUGGGGCCCGCGUCCCCAAAACAGGCUCUGCAUACCUGUACAGUUAUGUGACUGUGGGAGAGGUCUGGGCCUUCAUCACUGGGUGGAAUCUAAUUCUCUCCUAUGUGAUUGGUACCUCCUCAGUUGCCAGAGCUUGGAGUGGCACAUUUGAUGAAAUGAUAGGAGGACACAUAGAGAUAUUCUGUAAAACCUACUUCAGCAUGAACUCUCCUGGUCUUGCUCAGUACCCAGACUUCUUUGCUGUCUGCCUGAUACUUCUGCUCUCUGGGCUCCUGUCAUUUGGGGUGAAGGAAUCAGCCUGGGUCAAUAAAGUCUUCACUUCAGUCAAUGUACUUGUACUCCUGUUCGUCAUCAUCUCCGGCUUUGUCAAAGGAGACACAUACAACUGGAAGAUAACUGAAGAAUCCCUUAUAAAUGUCACCAUAGUUAGAAGGAACUUGUCGGUCACGGCCAAUGUGAGCAGCGAUUAUGGAGUCGGAGGAUUUAUGCCCUACGGCUUCAGUGGGACCUUGGCUGGAGCUGCCACCUGCUUCUAUGCUUUUGUUGGAUUUGACUGCAUUGCGACAACAGGUGAGGAAGUGAAGAACCCCCAGAGAGCCAUUCCCAUCGGCAUCGUGGUGUCACUGACCGUGUGUUUCCUGGCGUACUUUGGUGUGUCAGCUGCGCUCACCCUGAUGAUGCCCUACUACCUGCUGGAUGAAAAGAGCCCUCUGCCCAUGGCUUUUGAAUAUGUGGGGUGGGGCCCCGCCAAAUAUGUGGUCGCUGUGGGUUCACUCUGUGCCCUCUCUACCAGUCUGCUGGGCUCCAUUUUCCCUAUGCCUCGUGUAAUCUAUGCUAUGGCAGAGGAUGGGGUGCUUUUCAAAGCCUUAGCCCGAAUCAAUCCUAAGACGAAGACCCCACUUAUUGCCACUAUGAGCUCCGGUGUAGUAGCAGCCAUCAUGGCUUUCCUUUUUGACCUCAAAGCCCUGGUUGACAUGAUGUCCAUUGGAACUCUGCUGGCCUACUCGCUGGUCGCUGUGUGCGUACUGAUUCUCAGAUACCAGCCAGACUGGGCUUUGGAGCGGCGUGCAUGUACCAGUGAGAGGGACUACUUGUCCUCUGAGGAGGGCGAGUCAGACCUGACAGAAUCAGAGUCCCACCUCAACAUGUUGAAGGAUGGCAGCUCCACCCUGCAGACUGUCCUGCAUCCUCCUGUCUCACCCUCUGAGCAUUCCUCCGGUGUAGUAAACAUGUCCAUCGGUGUGCUAGUGCUGGUAGUGUGUGUGGUCAGCUAUCUCACCACAUACCACAUCAGCUCCAUUCUUCUUAUGGAAGUUUGGAUCCUGGCAUUGCUGUCUGCGUGUCUCUUCAUCUUCAGCGGCUGCGUCCUCAUGGUCUGCAGGCAGCCUCAGACUAGCAAGAAGGUCUCCUUCAUGGUCCCCCUUCUGCCAUUUCUGCCCAUUCUGAGCAUAUUUGUCAAUAUUUACCUCAUGGUUCAGCUGAGUGGAGAUACCUGGAUACGUUUCUCUGUGUGGAUGGCUGUGGGCUUCCUGAUCUACUUUGGCUAUGGCAUGUGGCACAGUGUGGAGCGCCAGCGCCAGCGCCAACUUCAGGGUCCUCUAAACAGCAGUAACACUGCCCAGGAACACAGCAAGACCAGCAGGGAGAAGCAAGUUGGCAUGGGGGCAGUAGGAAAAGACCAGGAGUGUUUCAUCUUCCCAGAGAAGACCAGCCAGUGUUAAAGUUUACCAGCUCAUUCACAGACUCUGUGAGGCAACAGAUGCAUAAAAGCACACAGCAGCUCUGCCUUGAUGCACCUGUAUAUACUGCUUCACCAUGUGUGCUUCAGUCACGAACACAUUCAGUCUGCGAAGGCAGCAUCAGUAUUCUCUAUCAGUGGAGCGCUCUAUCACUGUGAUGGGACCUCAUCCCGUUGGUCCCAUUGUACUUCAUGGACAGCGUGGAGGCAGAACUGAACAGACAGGUAACACUGGAGAGUGAUGUUCAUUUCCUUUAACACUGAGGCAGUCAUGGCAAGACUGCACCAAAGCUUUUGUGUUUCAUUAUGGACUUGAAUUUUCAGUGCACAACACACAUUUUGUCUUUUCUGUCAGUUUUUUACAUUUUUAGCAGAUUUGUACAAGUGGAUUUUUAGUCUUUGAAAUCUGUGUUAUCCAUUUAAUGGUCCAGAAUAUUACUAGAUUUUGAUACAUUAAAUAUAUGUAAGUAUUGUGAGUAAUGUUAGUUUGUGGUAAAAGCACUCAUAUUUCUCUUACAUAAGCUUACUAAAAGGAAGAAGGACCAGUAUUAGGUUAAAGAUGUGUUGUCCAUUGUAAUAGUGUUGAGCUAUUAUGUGCGUAAUUGUUUCAUAUGCAUACGUGUGAAAUUGUGAUAUCUUUAUAAAAAGAUCAUAAAGACACUGCCACAUUUAGACCAAUGUACAAUAAUUCAAACACCGACUGAAUUUAUAAGUCAGUGACCUGAAACUAGGCCAAAUGCUAGUGGAAAAAUUUCAGGCUUCUGUAGGUACUACAGCAUGUAACAAAUCAUUUCUUUCUUUACUGUAGUUAGUGUGAUCUCCGUAGCUGUUGUGAUGGUUUUAUACAGCACAAGUUUACUUUUUUAUUGAAUAUGAAGGUUGUUAUUGAAACACAACUCUCAUCCAAGAGUAUUUGUAGUUUCUUUUUUCACUGUUAGAUUAUGACACUGUAUUUUCAUCUGUCUGAUAAUUUCGUGCUGUUUUGAUACAGUUGCAGACUUGCUGUUGAUAUAAUCUUCAUGAAAUGAUUCCGUCGUAACUACAGUAUUUUGCCACUUAACAAGAAGCACAACAAUUAAUUACAAUUAAUUACAAGUUAAUUGUGAUACGAGAGUAUUAUAUAAGAAAAGGUUCGUUUUGCCACAUAAUUUAGAUGAAAUGGGUAUUUUUCCAGGUUUCUUCUCUUUGUCUUCAGUGCCUUACUUCAAAGACUGGAGUCUGUGUUGUUUCAUAACCGAUCUGAAGAGACUUUUUGAAGAAUCCGAGCUAACAUUCUUUCCUCUGGGCUUUUAGGGGCCACCUGCGUUUUUCUUGUACUAUAAAUUGUAAGGCUCAGUGAGCUCUAGUUUACAGUAGAAACUUGUUUGCUGUCACUUUUCCAGAGGUCAGAUACUGCGGCUGUAAGAUGUGGGUAACUGAUUGAUCAGGUUGAUUGAUGUGUGUGGUGCUGUGGUUUAAAUAAAUGUGGAACAAAUUCAGAACCUGGUGUCAGCAGGAGGGAGGUGGGCGUUCUACCAGACUGUACCUCUACAUUAACAGUGUAGAGUCUUCCAGUGAAGUUACAGGGUAAAGUACAUAGAAGUAACCAUGAUGUCAUAAUGUAGGGGGACUUGUUAGC
Xiphias gladius (swordfish) is the source of this 4499-nucleotide messenger RNA. RefSeq names its product solute carrier family 7 member 2 (gene slc7a2). Gene Ontology annotation, molecular function: amino acid transmembrane transporter activity. Gene Ontology annotation, biological process: amino acid transport; transmembrane transport. NCBI's taxonomy places the organism in Eukaryota, Metazoa, Chordata, Actinopteri, Istiophoriformes, Xiphiidae. The record is from RefSeq and is a predicted model, not a curated record. Gene Ontology annotation, cellular component: plasma membrane. The transcript has 12 exons. The coding region runs from base 885 to 2864 and encodes 659 amino acids.